CGAGCGGCCGGGACGGCUACCGCGGCUCGGGCUCCGGCUCCGCCUUCGUCUCCGCGAGCUCGCCGCUCCCCUACGGCAGGCCCCGGCUCUCGGCGUUGCGCCCGGUGGGUUCAGGAUCCAGUUUCCAGAAUGUGGUGGCCUUUGGCCUUUCUGUGCUAUCUACUGGUGCUGACCAGAGCCCAGGGCAGAACUUCUUUCCACCCGCUGUCAGACGAACUGAUCACCUACAUCAACAAGCAGAACACCACGUGGCAGGCGGGACGCAAUUUCUACAAUGUGGACGUGAGCUACCUGAAGAGGCUGUGUGGCACCUUCCUGGGUGGGCCCCGGCUGCCCGAGAGAGUUCGGUUCGCUGAGGACAUCAAUCUGCCUGAAAGCUUCGAUGCUCGGGAACAGUGGCCCGACUGUCCAACCAUCAAAGAGAUCAGAGACCAGGGUUCCUGUGGCUCUUGCUGGGCAUUUGGGGCUGUGGAGGCCAUGUCUGAUCGGAUCUGCAUCCACACCAACGGGCACGUCAGUGUGGAGGUGUCUGCAGAGGACAUGCUCACCUGCUGUGGCGGCCAGUGUGGGGACGGCUGUAAUGGAGGCUAUCCGUCUGGAGCUUGGAACUUCUGGACAAAAAAAGGCCUGGUUUCUGGUGGCCUGUAUGACUCCCACAUAGGCUGCAGACCCUACUCCAUCCCUCCCUGUGAGCACCACGUCAACGGUUCCCGGCCCCAGUGCACAGGGGAGGGGGACACUCCCAGAUGCAGCAAGAGCUGUGAGCCCGGCUAUGCCCCAUCCUACAAGGAGGACAAGCACUACGGGUACAGUUCCUACAGCGUCUCCAGUAACGAGAAGGAGAUCAUGGCAGAGAUCUACAAAAACGGCCCAGUGGAGGGCGCCUUCACCGUCUUCUCAGACUUCCUGACCUACAAAUCAGGAGUGUACAAGCAUGUUGCUGGAGAGAUGAUGGGAGGCCACGCCAUCCGCAUCCUUGGCUGGGGGGUAGAGAAUGGCAUCCCUUACUGGCUGGUGGCCAACUCCUGGAACACUGACUGGGGUGACAACGGGUUCUUUAAAAUCCUCAGAGGAGAGGAUCACUGUGGAAUUGAAUCAGAAAUUGUGGCUGGAAUCCCACGCACUGAGCAAUACUGGGCAAAGAUCUAGUCUGCCGCAGGCCUGGCUGGCCAGUCCUGGGGGUUUCCCUAAACGUAGCCAACUGGUCUGGGGGUGUGAGACGCGGGCAAGAAUGUCUUUUAUUCUUUGAGUUCACAUAAGGUACAAGAAGUUGUAGACAGGGUCUAAAGAACUGGAUCAGGCCAAACUCAUGCCUCCCGGUAGAACUGUCUUCCAAGGAAACGUGUCCAUUCCUGCUCCCUCCCAGGCUGUUCAGUGGACAAUGGCCACAGUGCACCCCGAGUCUUCCCCGUAGACUAGUGCUGUUUGUAGUGCCUGCUGCUCCGGCUCUGGCUGCAACACCCUCCCACCCCUCGUCCAAGCAGCGACAGACCCACCGGCUUUGGCUGCAGGCUUUCCAAAGGAAGGGUCUGUGGAGUCCCAACAGGACAAAUGCCCACGUGGAGCAGUACCUCUAAGCAAGUAGCCUUCUAGAUGCCACAGGUCCAUAGCAGGCAUGGCGUGCAAUCCUCUGGAGAAAGCCGCGUCGACCCAGGGCGCCUGCAUCCAUGGCCCUUGGUAGUGCUGUAAGCCCUCUCUGGUUCUGUCCUUGGCUGAUUCUUUUUUAAUAGAAGUUUUAUUUUUUGUGCACCUCAGCUGAUCAUGUGAAUGAACAAAUCUAAUAGCUGGAAGAGCUAUACUCGUUUUUACAGAUUGUCUCCCAAUGGUCUGGCUUAAAACAAAUCAAGUGGUCAUGAUUUGCUGGCUGACCUACUGACCUUGACUACCACAUUGAAACUAGUUUGGGAGAAAUCAGCUUUUACUGUUUUUGAAAAAUUACAUCUUCACCCUGUCAAUUUAACAAGGAAUGACUGUGCCAAUAAAAGGUUUCUCCUUUAGUGAAA
Messenger RNA from Marmota flaviventris (yellow-bellied marmot), 2003 nucleotides. RefSeq names its product cathepsin B (gene Ctsb). The record is from RefSeq and is a predicted model, not a curated record. Lineage: Eukaryota; Metazoa; Chordata; Mammalia; Rodentia; Sciuridae. Gene Ontology annotation, molecular function: cysteine-type endopeptidase activity. Gene Ontology annotation, biological process: regulation of catalytic activity; proteolysis.